Messenger RNA from Stomoxys calcitrans (stable fly), 1186 nucleotides. It is a transcript of the gene Ripalpha, whose product is annotated as RIP-like protein. Bases 124 to 750 code for a protein of 208 amino acids. The record is from RefSeq and is a predicted model, not a curated record. The transcript is spliced from 4 exons. Lineage: Eukaryota; Metazoa; Arthropoda; Insecta; Diptera; Muscidae.
UGAUUGCAUUUCAGCCAUUUGCCUAUACUGCCCGCGUUUUGUUUUGUUGUCGGAGUAUUUUUUUUGUCACUGAAACAAAUUCGAAUUUAAUUCGUUUAGAGUUUAGUUUGAAGAAGAAUUAUCAUGUCUCUGGAAUGUCCCUCUAAUCCGGUAUACAAUACCUCAGUGGAGCAAAAGCUUAAAUCAAAAAAUGCCGCCAAGAUACGACGUUAUGGCAAUGAAAAGCUAAGGGAUAUGCUAAGAGAGAAAUGUAUAAUACGUGCCAAAGAGGCUAGACAACAAUGCUAUUCGCAGACGCGCAUUGAUGAAGAUGCAAAGUCAUUGCUGAGCAAGAUUUCCAUUAGCGAUAUAUUGCGCCAAGAAUUGGCCGAAUUGGAACACGAUAUUGAAUUGCAGGAUGCCAUUUAUAAUGAAAUUCUGGAUGAAUUCAAUGAAUGGUUUGUUCAGGAAUUUGAAGAUGAAGCCAAUUAUUUACUAGAGGUUGCUGAAUCCCAGGAUCUCGUAUGUCCCGUUUGCCAGGUUAACAAUUUGGUGGCUUACACCACAAAAGAUCAGCACUUUAACUAUCGUUGCAAAUGCAAUGCCAACUUUUUAUUCGUCUCGGAUUCUGGCUCCCUACAUUCAGAGUUGCUGGCACGCAUUGAUGCCCAUGAAAAAAACUGCUUAAGCAAAUUAAAUUUCUAUGUUGAUCCUUUGAAUUCACAAUUAGAAGCCUUAUGUGAUAAUUGUGAUUAUUUUUGUAGUCUUUAGUAAGGCCUUAAGGGCACUUUUAUUCGUUACAUAAAAUUUUGUAUUAAUUUUUUAAAUUGAAAACUGAAUAUCUGUAUUAUUUAAAAUUUGCUAACCCCAUUGAGAUUGGCCAUGUUAUUUGUGAGCUAAAGUUAAUUUAAUCGAAUUGAAAGUAAAGCCUAUUGUAAAGGUCUAUUGUUUUUGUCUUUUUAAGUUGGUUUAUGUUAAGUUUUUUAAUUAAGUUAAAAAUUUAUGCUAGAAAUGUUUGUACUAACACCUGAAGUUGUCAACCAAUGGCAAAAUAUUUUUUUGUUCAUUAAGUUUAAUUAGUCAUAUAUUAAAAUGGGGUUCAAGCGCCUAAAGGGAGCAGAGCCCCCUUACCAAGAAAUAGCUUUGUUUAUAUUUUUGUAAUUUUGUAAGCAAAUAAAUGAAUUUUUAAUUUUUAAGUAAAAAAGAA